AUGUCACUCUUACACGCUCUUCGCCAUGAAACCAAAGCCGUCAUAUCGUCUACUGUACCCCGCGAACUAGACCUGACCCCCGCAACCCCAGCCGAACACGUUCUAGACACGCAGGGUUUUGUAACAGACAAUUCGACCCCUAGAGACGGCCAACCUGUCUUUGAACGGGCACUGCCCAGUCGGACGACUAAAUCGCGUCAAGUGGUCAUCACUGUACUGCUUGUUCUGGCUAAUCUUGUACAGAUGACAGUCAAUUUUGCUGGCAUUGCUGGAGGAAGCGCCUUGAGUGAAUCACUGGGCGCCAAAGACACCUACGCCUCGUGGAUUGCUGCUAGUUAUGCUCUAACUCAAGGUACCUUUGUGUUGGUCAGUGGUAGAUUGGGCGAUGUUUAUGGCCAUCGAGAACUCGUCCUAGCCGGGGGUGCCUGGCUCACCAUCUGCACUCUAGCUAGUGCCUUUUGUAGCAACUUCUUCGCUUUUGUCACAAUGCGGGCUCUAGCUGGUUUUGGAGGGGCAUUAAUCAUGCCUAACGCAGUGGCUAUGAUAUCUAGCACCAAUGCCCCCGGUCGCGUGCGAAAUCUCAGUCUAGGUUUCUUUGGUGCGUCGGCACCAAUAGGAGGAUAUCUUGGGGCCUUGUUCUUGGGUGCCUUUCUACAGCGAACAGAGUGGAAAUGGUUUUUCAUCUUCAUUGCCUGCCUUGGUGUUAUCACAUUUACUCCUCUCUGGGCCUUGAGUUCGCGAGAACCACCGGUUGAUCGACAUGGAAAGAUCGACUGUAUUGGAUCAGCUCUUGGAACCAGCUCGUUGAUCCUGUUCAACUUUGUUUGGAAUCAAGCACCGAGUGUCGGUUGGUCAACAUCCUAUGAGAUCGUUCUACUGAUCAGCUCAAUUAUUUUGUUCGGAGGAUUCUUGCUUUGGGAAAGGAACUACGCCGCAGCGCCCAUCAUGCCACUCGACAUUUUCAAAGCUCCAUCCUUCCUCAUGCUACUUUUGGUGGUACUUCUCAAUUAUAUGGCGGUAGGAACCUUGAUCUGGUACCAGGUUCUAUGGCUCCAAAAGGUCUGGCACUGGUCUCCCCUGCAAUUUGCCGUGGGCUGGACCCCAUUCGUGAUCUGCGCCACGGGCGCUGCGUGUCUCGCAGCCUGGAUGAUCCCGCGAAUGGCGGCACAAUGGAUCCUGGCAAUUGGAACAGUCACGAUUUUGAUUUCAAAUGUGCUCAUGGCGACCGUGCCAAUCCACCAAUCCUAUUGGGCCCAGAUUUUCCCUUCUGUGCUCCUCUUCUCAUUCUGCCCGGACUUCGUGUACACGGCUGGCCAAAUCAUUGCCAGCAACUCCGUCCGUCGAAACCAGCAGGGCAUUGCCGCGUCCGUCAUUGGCACUCUGAAUUUAUACGGAAACAGCCUCGGGUUGGGUUUUGCAUCCACCAUCGAGGUGCAAAUUGCUCGCCGCUCGGGUAGUCAAAUCAUGGGUUAUCGAGCAGCACUUUACUUCGGUGUUGCUAUCAGUGCUGUAGCACUUAUACUUGACGUCUGCUUUGUCCGACUGGUUAAGGAUGACCGGGAAGGCUGGCAUGAGGAUGAUCACAUGGAGGAAAUUGAGCUGAACGAGCAGGCCGAAGCUAGCGGUGUCCAUCUACCCAAUGUAAACCAUUAA
This is a messenger RNA of Penicillium expansum, 1653 nucleotides long. RefSeq names its product Major facilitator superfamily domain, general substrate transporter. NCBI's taxonomy places the organism in Eukaryota, Fungi, Ascomycota, Eurotiomycetes, Eurotiales, Aspergillaceae. Gene Ontology annotation, molecular function: transmembrane transporter activity. Bases 1 to 1653 code for a protein of 550 amino acids. The transcript has 5 exons. Gene Ontology annotation, biological process: transmembrane transport. Gene Ontology annotation, cellular component: membrane. The record is from RefSeq and is a predicted model, not a curated record.